Aethina tumida (small hive beetle) is the source of this 1664-nucleotide messenger RNA. RefSeq names its product leucine-rich repeat-containing protein 56. The transcript is spliced from 6 exons. Lineage: Eukaryota; Metazoa; Arthropoda; Insecta; Coleoptera; Nitidulidae. Bases 429 to 1499 code for a protein of 356 amino acids. The record is from RefSeq and is a predicted model, not a curated record.
AUGUGCAUCAAUUUCAUCCUGUUGCUAUUAGUUAUAAAAUGUAUACUUUAACGAUAAUGUAUUUUAUAUGAAUAUUGUUUAUUAUCUUGAAGUGAUUUGCACAAAAUAGGAUAAUGUAAAACCUAUUUAAAUCUAUAUUAAAUCAAAUAAGUUAAAUCCUUUCUCGUGUGAAUUGCUUUGGAUAAAUGACAUUAAGAACAUGUCAAUCAGUUAAAACAAUUUGACGUGUUUUGCAAGGUUAUUUCAACUUUGCAUCUAUGACUGAAAAAUAGAAAAAAUAUAUAAUAAAUGUAAUCUAAGGCUUCAAAAUUAUAAUUAACUAUAAUGUAUGUUAAUUAAGAAGUCAAUAGUACCACUUACUGAUACGAAAAGUAAAAUCUCUGUGUUUCUGUUGUAACUCAAUCAUUAAAACUCAAUAAAAUUGAUGUAUGCAUAAUUUGUUUAAUUCUUCAAAUCCAUCGCGUUGCUUGAAAUCAAUAAGGAGUUACCAUAGUAAUCGCCAUAGUGAAAUAAACAACGAUAUUAUAAAAGAGAUCAUGCCACCAAAUUUAGAGGAAGACUUCAUUGGGCAGGAGCUCAUGAAUAAUAAUGAACAUGCACAAAAUAUACAGCUGGUUUUGACGCCUUUGUCGUUGGAUUCAGAUUCCGACCACGGUGCGGAUGAGAAUGAGGAGAAUAUAGAUGUGGUAGGAAACAGUAGCAGGGUUCCUCUAGAGCAAAAUCUGAGGGAGUUACUGGUUGAAUUAUCAUACACCGAAGAUUUGGAGUCAAUAACGCAACUCAAACUAAAGGUGAUCGCCAGGGAAUUGCCUCUACAACAAUUGGGCAUACUUACGCCAAAUUUACGGGAGCUGAUCUUAGAUGGCAGUUAUGUCUCGUCCCUGAGAGACUUAGGUUGCGGCUUAAAAAAUUUAAAAAUUCUCAGGGUGAAUAAUUGCGGCGUGAAUACAAUCGACAGCGUAUUCGGUUUCGAGAUGCUGGAAGAGUUGUACGCCGCCGAUAAUUUGCUACAAGAUCUUCUUCCUUGUGCUUUCUUAUCAAACUUGAGAGUUCUUGAUGUCAGACGCAAUUACAUCACUAUUAGCAACACAUUGUCAUUUCUGAAUACCUGCUCGAAGCUAGAAAGUAUUUUCAUAGCUGGAAAUAACAACGUUGAGUCGUCCAGCACAUACAGGGAGUCCAUCAAGCGUACUCUACCGGGUAUCAAGAGUUUGGACGGUAUUCCCUAUAAUGAUGAUGAGAAUCUCCUGAUUGACGUGGAGGAUGAAUUUUCCAAUCUGGUUAUCGAAGAAGUAGCUCAAGGAAUUGGAAGUACCAGACCAAACAAUUCAUUCAGAAACAGAAGAAACCGCCAUAUUUCUACAGGAUUUGUGGUUGAUUUUCCUCCGAGAGUCUUCCUUGAAAGAGCUUUGUCUUUGAACGAUGAUGACGUACUUAUGAGAGAUGAAACAAUCUCCUCAGAGGACAUGAAAUUGGAAAACGUCGAAAAUGAAGGUUAAAGAAUUAUUUCAGUAGCUCCUCAAUGUUAUAAAUUAUAUUAUUAUUGUACAUCUUGUGGUUGAAAUUUGUUUAUUUCCAUAUUAGAAAUUGUAUUAAAUGAAAAACGUUGCUUUAUAUAAAAAGUUUAUUUUGAAAAUGUGAAAUAUAUACAUAUAAUAAUUGUA